CUCCUUGAACGUGAUCCAAGUCGUCUGCUCAAAACAGUCCUGAAAAGCAUUAUAAACACGGAGGUGAAUUCCCGCGGUAAAUAAAAAGGUCUGCAUCUGACAAUAGCAAACUCCACCAGCGGUGAGCAGUACUUAACGACAUGCACAGAGUUUUUACACCAGGACUCAUUGAUAUAAAUGCAUACUGCUCCGCCGUUUUUUUUUGCCGGAGAGCGCAUUGUCUAUCGGCACGGAUUAAGACUAAUCCAUCCAGAUGAAUGGCGGCGUCUGGAAUACUGUCGCUGAGCCAUGUUUCAGCAAAGAUUAAAACACAGCAGUCUCUGAACUCUCGCUUUGUAGUCUGCUGGACUUUGAUGCAGUCCAGUUUAUUAUCCAAGGAGCAGACAUUUGAAAGGAAUAGAGAUAGUAGAGCUGGCCUGCUAGGAUUAGCUUUUAGCCUAGCACGGACCCCAGCUCGCUUCCCCCGCUUCUGCUUCCUUGCACACCGCUUGCGGUGUCUGCCCCUUCGGCAUUCGGACUUAGGCGACGCCGUGGUCUGCAGGCCUGGUACGCAUAGCAACCCGAGCUCACAGAGCGUCUGAAGCGCGCCGUCGUCCAGGCAGAAGACUAGAAGUCUUUGCAACAGAAUGACAGGCAGAAAUGGUUUUAAAUGUGUACUUCUACCACUGAGCAUUCUUCUGUAUAUUCCAGAUAAAUAAAUGACAAGUUCCCAGUGCAAUUUUGCACUGAUGUUGCUUCUAGAUGCAGUGUGAAGAUUUAUGUGACAGAGGGUGUAUUUUCACACACUUCAGCAUUUCAGGUACUCUGGAUAAGAGUGUCUCAUGCCUUCGUCAGACUGUCUGUGCUCUGCGGGAGUCAGAAAUAAUUCUGAGAUGCAAUUACCCGAACAUCAACAUAAAAAAGAAAAUCUGGAUUAGCCCAAAACAGAAAGAUACAUGGAGGGAUCAAGAACAUCCAGAGGAUUUAAGUUCAGAUGUAGACUACAAAGGGCGUGUCAGUGAUACUAAGACCACAGCAAACAGUUCAACUCUUAAAAUAACAGGCCUAAAACACACAGACUCAGGGGAAUAUCACUUCCUGCUCAUCACAGCAAAUGAAGAGAAAUAUAUCAGUUCAAAAGCAAUCAGUCUAACAGUUGCAGACCUGCAGGUGAGGAUGACCUCUGAUCAGAGUGGAAAGACAGUGAACCUCACCUGUAGCACUUCCUGCCAGCUGACCUAUGAACCUGAUUAUUACUUUUGGUAUAAGAACAACAUUUACCUACAAUUAUUUACACCUUACAAAAAUCCCAAGCCUCUUGUUUUGUCUAGUAAGACUGAUUCUGGCAACUACUCCUGUGGUGUUAACAGCUGGAAUAUCAAAUCCCCUGCAGUUGAAGUCUCACUGGGUGUGAGUUACAAAACAAGAAAUAGUGAAUAUAACAUUCAGAUCACCACUCAGUCUGGAAGGAUAUUUUCUGCUUCUCCUGGAGUCACAAGUCCAGGAAGCCCAGAGAAAGGCCUGGAGGAAAUCAUGAUGUUGAUUUUUAUCACAGUCUUUCUGGCUCUAGGACUCAUUAUAGGAGCUCUGUGGGUGUGGAGGAGAAACUCCAGCUCAGCUAAAGGCCACAAGAAGACUGGGGCAGGUGAACAGAGUGAUCCCAUGUCAGCCCAGGCCAUGAGCUCAGACGCCUUAAAGAAAGCCUCAUCACCUGGUGAUGGUGAAAUUCAGUAUGCCAGCAUUCAUUUCAUACCCCACUGCAGACAGGAAGAGUCCUCACUCCCUCCUUCCAAGCUUCCUAUAGACACCACAGAGGGAGACAGUGUUCAGUAUGCUGCUGUGAACUUCAAACGGGACACUACUGCCACACAAUCAAUGAUCAUGUGUCAGCAACUGGGUUUUCAUGGAAUGUGGUUCACAGCGUUCAGCUAAAACUGGUAGCUGGGCUGUCCCUUUCACUGACCUACUGAGGGCGCACAUCUGACAAUAAAUUACCAUCCUACAUUAAUGUA
Electrophorus electricus (electric eel) is the source of this 1991-nucleotide messenger RNA. RefSeq lists its product as uncharacterized. The record is from RefSeq and is a predicted model, not a curated record. Lineage: Eukaryota; Metazoa; Chordata; Actinopteri; Gymnotiformes; Gymnotidae.